UGGUUCAAGACUUCCCCAGUGCUCCUGGCGCUGGGGGGCGGUCCCGGGGGGUCCUCGGUCCCAGCGGGUGCCUAACCCUGGCCAUGUCCAGCGUGGCUGCGCUGAACCGAAGCCAACGGGAAAAGCUUCAGAACUUCCAGCAGGUGACGGGUGCACCGCAGAGACUUGCGAUGGAAUUUCUUCGACGUCUGAACUGGUCACUUGACCAAGCACUCGACGUCUUCUUCCAGGAAGGCCACUCCUGUGGCGUGCAGCAAGAGCAUCUGGACGCCAAGAAACUGGAAGCCUUGUUCAUGAAGUAUGCUUCGUCGGAGGACCAGACCAUUAGACCGGAGGGUAUUGAGGAGCUGUGCAAAGAUCUGCAGAUCAGUGCCUUAGACCCCGUGACGCUGGUCCUGGCCUGGCACUGUCGAGCCAAGCAGAUGGGCAUCUUUACCAGAGAAGAGUUCACCACUGGCAUGCAACGCUUGGGUUGCGACGAGCUGCCCAAGUUGCGUGCCAAGGUGGCGGACAUGCGACAGGCUUUGCAGGACCGAGCUGCUUGCAAGGAGGUCUACGCCUUCACCUUUCAGUUUGCGUUAGAUCAAGGCCAACGUUGCCUGCCGGUCGACAUGUGCAUCGAGUUUUGGAAACUUUUAUUGCCGGCGCAUUUCGCGCUCUUAGAGACCUGGAUCAGCUGGGUAGAGCAGAACGUGAAGAAUCACGUCUCGAAGGAUACCUGGAUGAUGCUCUUUGACUUAGCGACGCAAGUGAAACCGGACUUGUCGGACUACGACCUCCAAAAUGGCGCCUGGCCCGUGGUCCUGGACGAGUUUGUGGAUUUCGUGCGAGCGUCCAGAGGGCAGUGAGGUGGAGGUCGUUCCCAUUGCUGAGUGACUGGCUCCCAGGAAAGAAAUAUCUGCGGAAGGCAUCAGAAAAGAG
Cladocopium goreaui is the source of this 921-nucleotide messenger RNA. Lineage: Eukaryota; Dinophyceae; Suessiales; Symbiodiniaceae. The record is from the annotation of a GenBank genome assembly.